This is a messenger RNA of Clupea harengus (Atlantic herring), 892 nucleotides long. RefSeq lists its product as uncharacterized. NCBI's taxonomy places the organism in Eukaryota, Metazoa, Chordata, Actinopteri, Clupeiformes, Clupeidae. Gene Ontology annotation, molecular function: DNA-binding transcription repressor activity, RNA polymerase II-specific; RNA polymerase II cis-regulatory region sequence-specific DNA binding. The record is from RefSeq and is a predicted model, not a curated record. Gene Ontology annotation, biological process: regulation of cytokine production; regulation of immune system process; negative regulation of transcription by RNA polymerase II. Gene Ontology annotation, cellular component: nucleoplasm; transcription regulator complex; PcG protein complex.
UUUGAGAGAAUAUGGUGAUGAUGAUGAUUCUUCUACAAAAGUGAAGUCCAACAUGUCAGGAUCUACUGAACCAUCACAGCUGCUAAUGCCAGUGAAGGAGGAGAUAAAAGAAGAAGAAUUUGAUGAUUUCCUACAAGAGCAUCUGUCUGCAAUUCAGAAAGUGGAAGAAAAGCCUGGACUGGAACAUGACUGUAAGACUGAAAAAUCACCAUCCUUGACCUGCAAAGAAGAAAAUGAUCCAGCAAUGGAAAUCAAAGAGGAAGAAGAAUUGGAUUUAAGAGAAUAUGGUCAUGAUGACUCCUCUCCUGCAAGAGACGUUCAAAGGAUCCCAUCUAACAAAAUGGGUAACAAUGAGGAGAAAAACAAAGAGAGUCGUUACAAACGCCCCCAGGGCAGAAAGACUUCAUACCAGAAAUCACAGGAGCGAUUGGACAUCGGGGAGAACCAACAUGAAUGCUCCCAGUGUGGAAAGACCUUUAAUCAAUUGGGCAAUCUCAAGAGACAUCAGAGAAUCCAUACUGGGGAAAAGCCACAUCAGUGUGCUACAUGUGGGAAGAGUUUCAGGAGUAGCUCAGAUCUCACCAUCCAUCAGAUCACACAUACUGGAGAAAAGCCACAUCUGUGUUCUCAGUGUGGAAAUGCCUUCAGUAAAAUAAGCAAUCUCAAUAGACACCAGAGGAUCCACACUGGGGAAAAGCCAUACAAGUGUACUACAUGUGAGAAGAGUUUCAGGAGCAGCAAAGAACUUACCAUCCACCAGAUGUCACAUACUGGAGAAAAGCCACAUCAGUGUUCUCAGUGUGAAAAAGCCUUUUGUCAAGUAUCUGAUCUCAAGAAACACCAGAGGAUCCAUACUGGGGAAAAGCCGCUAUCCAGUGUACAAAUAAUGUGA